UUAGCCAUUGGCCAGUCCCUUUUAUAGUAGUGCCUCAAUUUCUUAAAAAUAUUGUCAAAUAAGUAUUGUUGCAAGUUGUCAGCAUAUGUAAAUGUAGUACGUACAGUACUUUUCGCGAAAAAAAACAAUUAGAGUAUAUGUUUAAUGAUUACCAAAUAAAUAACUCGUACGUAUUUAUUAAGUGUUUUGUUUGUGUUUAAGUGAAAGAGACAUAUGUGUACAGAAAAUGUCUUUAAGACGAUUUAUGCAUGAGAAAAACAGGUACAAAGAGGAACCGAAUUUCAAGCAACUUGCUAUUUUGUAUCCUGGAUUCCGCAAGAUUACUAUUACUGAUGUGUCAGGAAAGGUAAAAAUCAAUUUCAAAGAUGUAGAAAGUUUAAGAGUUUUGACCAAAACGCUGCUGGCCCAUGACUUCCAGUUAAAUGUAGACAUACCUCCGAAGCAUUUAGUACCUGCGCUGCCAUUAAGAUUGAAUUAUAUUUUAUGGAUUGAAGAUCUUUUAAAACAUAUUGGUAUUGAUGAUCUGACAUCUAUUCAUGGAAUAGAUAUUGGUACUGGUGCUUUGUGCAUAUAUCCCUUGCUUUUUGCACAAAUUUAUAAAAGCAAUAUGAUUGCCUCAGAAAUAGAUCCAGAAAGUGUUGAUUCUGCAUUGAAAAAUAUUGUAAACAACAAUUUACAAGACCUCAUAAAAGUUGUUCUGGUCAAUAAAGAAUCAAUCCUUAAUGAGAUUCUGCAAAAAAAUGAUACAUAUGAUUUUUUAAUGUGUAAUCCGCCAUUUUUCAAGACUGACAAAGGUUUGGGAAAGAAAAUCAAACUGGAACCACCGAGGAAUGCACCCACUGGUAAUGAAGGGGAACUAUCAGUUAAAGGUGGUGAAAGAGAAUUUAUUUUACGCUUAAUUAAUGAAAGCCUUGAGCACAAGAACAAAGUAAAAAUUUACACUACCAUGUUUGGCCAAAAAAGUACCUUAGGUUUUUUAAGGGCUGAGUUGUCAAAAAGUAACAUUCAUAAUAGCACUUGGACAGAGUUCUGCCAAGGUUUUACUAAAAGAUGGGGGAUAGCUUGGACAUUUGCACUGCAAGAAGAAAUAAACUUAAAGACUGCACCUGUGAUAAGAACAAGGACUGAAGUACAGAAAAUAAAGAAAAACAAAUCUAUGGAAAUAGUUUUUCCUGCCAAAGAAAACUUGAGUUGUCUAGAUGAAGUUGUCUCUUCCUUGAAAACAUGGAUAACAGAAUUACAAAUUGAAAUAAAAGAAAUAGAAUUAGAUGAUGAUGAUUGUUGGGCUUGUCAACUCAAAAGUUAUAGUGACACAUGGACUCAUGCGAGAAGAAAACGACGUAUGUUUAUGUGUGGAACACCUUUAAAAAAGCAAUGCCUAGACGAAAGUGCUAAUUUAAAUAACGCAACUAAAUCAUCAAAAGGCACUGAUUUAGAAUUAACAAAAAACGAAGUUACGGCUAUAGAUACUAAGGAGCCAAUUUUAGUUUGUACUCUUCUUGUUGGAGAAAAGUACGAAAAUGACAAAGAAGACGAAAAUAAAGAUGACAGUGAAAGUGAUAGCACAAUUAAUAAAAAAAUGCUUAGGAUUUGUAUGGUGUUUGAAAGCGGCACUGGUGGUAAAUUAAACCUUGAGACUUUGCGUCAGUAUCUAGUUAAUAAAUUAAAUAUUCGUGAAUUUUUUCGCAAACAACAACCAAGUAAACCAAACAAGAAAAAAAGGAGAGAAAAAAAGAUGGGUAAAACAGCAUGGAAUACAAUUGUAGACCUGAAAUAA
Messenger RNA from Copidosoma floridanum, 1777 nucleotides. RefSeq names its product U6 small nuclear RNA (adenine-(43)-N(6))-methyltransferase. Gene Ontology annotation, molecular function: 23S rRNA (adenine(1618)-N(6))-methyltransferase activity. NCBI's taxonomy places the organism in Eukaryota, Metazoa, Arthropoda, Insecta, Hymenoptera, Encyrtidae. Gene Ontology annotation, biological process: rRNA base methylation. The record is from RefSeq and is a predicted model, not a curated record. Gene Ontology annotation, cellular component: nucleus.